AUGUUCUCUUGCUGCUCUCCUGCUGCAGACGUCGACCUCAAACUGUUGCUCUGCUCGGGAAAGAAGAACAACAACCCCGCACACCCAGAUUACACUGUGCUGAAGGAAUUGACUAAGAGUACCACACUUGAUCGCUUCAAGAGAGCACAGAAAAGAAAAGCACCAUCCACUACUCUAGUAUCACGAAAGGAAAGGAAGUCACACCGGGACGACAUAAAGAUGGAUAUUGGAACGCAGAUUUUGGAUCUCAAAGAGGACAUUUCGUCCCUGCGCAAUGAUACCAGAGCAGAUAUUAAAACCCUUCGUGAGGAGCUAACUGGGGAGCUAGCUAAACUUAGCAACAAACAAGCAGAGGCUACGCGGCAGAUGGAAGACAUGGGGAAUACGCUAAGCGACACGAUCGAUAGAGUCGCCGCAUUGGAGCACAACCAGCAGCUUAUGACCAAGAAAUGCAAGACUCUCCAAGAAAAAUGCGCGGACUUCGAAAACAGGAGCCGGAGAUGUAAUCUGAGGUUCGUUGGGGUUGUGGAGGACUCGGAGAAGGGGAAUAUGCUUACGUUUCUGCCGGUGUUUAUUCGUGAGAUACUGGGACGCGAAAACUUUGAUUCUCCCCUGGUAAUUGACAGAGCCCAUAGAAGUCUCGGUCCGAAGCCCGCUUCUACAGACAGACCACGCUCGAUAGUGGCUUGUUUCCACUACUUUUCGGAUAGACAGAAAAUACUAGAUCUAGCCAAAUCCAAGGGAAAACUUGUGUAUGACGGGCGACAGGUGCACAUCUUCCCUGACAUGACUCCUGAGGUGGGAAAGAUGCGCGCAGCCUUCAACGACAUAAAGAGAAAGCUCCGCGAUGCUGGAGUGUCAUACAGCCUCUUUUUCCCUGCGAAGCUGGUUGUCACAGUGAAAGGAGAAAGACAUUCAUUUGACUCACCUCAGGCAGCCGAGUCCUUCUACCAACAACAUGUGAAGUAA
Knipowitschia caucasica is the source of this 969-nucleotide messenger RNA. The record is from the annotation of a GenBank genome assembly. NCBI's taxonomy places the organism in Eukaryota, Metazoa, Chordata, Actinopteri, Gobiiformes, Gobiidae.